GCUGGAUGGUGCUGAUAGGAGCCAAUUGCAGCGCCAGGCAGUGACGUUUGACGUAAAUAUUUCAAAUAUAAUUAGCAAAAUGUCGUCGUCCGAUGAAGAUGUGAUUCACGACAAUAUCAUAACGAAACGAAAAAAGGGUGUUAAAAGUGUUGUUUAUAACUGCGAAGUUAUAAAAAAAGCAAGGGUGAAAGGCGAGGCAUAUACAAACUACAAAAGAAAUGCAGUAAAUGCUCGAGUCCAAGGUCAAAACUGUGGGUAAGUUAUAUGAAUUUUUAACCUCACUUCUGCAAGAAAUUAAUUGGUUUCAUAGUGACGACUACACGGUGUUAAAUUUUUAGGCGUAGGGCAAAAUGUUUUUCAAAAAUACCCGAAGGUGAUCGUGCUGAAAUCUUCAAUAAGUUUUAUGAUUUUACUACAAAAAAUAAACAGGAUGCGUAUCUCCAGGCUUUGAUAGAAUGUACUCCAGUGACAAGAAAACGUCCACGAGUAAAUCCAGAGGGUACGAAACCUAAAUCGCAUACUUUCAAAUACAAUGUAUCUUCUAGUUCUGGUAAGUUUACCGUAUGCAAAGCGACAUUUAUCAGUAUACAUGGCAUGCAUAACCACUGAUCGUGUCCUGCGUUUGUCCAAUCUACUUUCUUUGGGAAAAUCUCUUAGAGACAAACGAGGAAAACAAACUUCUGGAAAUGCCAUACCAGGAGAAGUCAUAAGAUUGAUAGAGGAUCACAUUAGAUCUUUUCCAAUCAAGCAUGCUCAUUACACUAACAGGGAUUACCAAUAUUUAAGUGAAAAACUGGACAUCAAGAAGAUGCAUCAACUUCUGCUUGAAAAAUACCCACAAUGUUCUGUAAAGUAUAGUUUUUAUAGACGAAUUUUUAGAGAAAAAUUUAGUUUAUCUUUUGGAAGGCCCUAAGUGGAUACAUGUUGCACGUGCAAAGAACUUUCCAACAAGAUUAACUCAAAGUGUUUAAACGAUUUUGCACAAUUGCUGUUGCUGAAAAGAUGGUCCAUCAAAGAAGAGUGAAUAACUUUUUCACGAAAAUGGAGUCAAUUCAAGAGUUAUGCCGAAACGAUCCAUCGGUUGGAGGGAUAUGUAUUGAAUACAUGCAAAAUCUCUCUCUUUUCCUUCAGUUCCUGUUCAGGGUACAUUUUACCUACACCAUCUGACAAUAAACGUCUUUAAUAUCCAUAACUUGAAAACUGGUGAGUCGUUCUUCUACAUCUAUCAUGAAGGUUUGGGCAAGAAAUGACCCAACGAGGUUUGUUCUUUUGUCAUGGCGAGAAAUUCUAAAACUGUUAAACAUCUUUAUAUUUUUCCGACGGAUGUCGCGAACAAAAUAAGAAUCACUGCGUUAUGUGUAGGGCGCUAGUAGAUCUUGGACGUUUUAUGACUGUUA
Psylliodes chrysocephalus is the source of this 1397-nucleotide messenger RNA. The record is from the annotation of a GenBank genome assembly. Lineage: Eukaryota; Metazoa; Arthropoda; Insecta; Coleoptera; Chrysomelidae.